This is a messenger RNA of Mus caroli (Ryukyu mouse), 2167 nucleotides long. It is a transcript of the gene Htr6, whose product is annotated as 5-hydroxytryptamine receptor 6. Gene Ontology annotation, biological process: chemical synaptic transmission; G protein-coupled receptor signaling pathway, coupled to cyclic nucleotide second messenger; adenylate cyclase-modulating G protein-coupled receptor signaling pathway. The record is from RefSeq and is a predicted model, not a curated record. Gene Ontology annotation, molecular function: neurotransmitter receptor activity; G protein-coupled serotonin receptor activity. NCBI's taxonomy places the organism in Eukaryota, Metazoa, Chordata, Mammalia, Rodentia, Muridae. Gene Ontology annotation, cellular component: dendrite; plasma membrane.
CUGGUCCUCAACCCCAGUCCCCAUGGUUCCAGAGCCCGGCCCUGUCAACAGUAGCACCCCAGCCUGGGGCCCCGGGCCACCGCCAGCCCCAGGGGGCAGCGGCUGGGUGGCCGCUGCGCUGUGCGUGGUCAUCGUGCUGACGGCAGCCGCCAAUUCGCUGCUGAUCGCGCUCAUCUGCACGCAGCCCGCGCUGCGCAACACGUCUAACUUCUUCCUGGUGUCGCUCUUCACGUCGGACCUGAUGGUGGGAUUAGUGGUGAUGCCCCCAGCCAUGCUGAACGCGCUGUAUGGGCGCUGGGUGCUAGCUCGCGGCCUCUGUCUGCUUUGGACCGCCUUCGACGUGAUGUGCUGCAGCGCCUCCAUUCUCAACCUCUGCCUCAUCAGCCUGGACCGCUACCUGCUCAUCCUCUCGCCGCUGCGCUACAAGCUGCGCAUGACAGCCCCGCGUGCCCUGGCGCUCAUCCUGGGUGCCUGGAGCCUCGCCGCGCUGGCCUCCUUCCUGCCCCUCUUGCUGGGCUGGCAUGAACUGGGCAAAGCUCGAACAUCUGCCCCGGGCCAGUGCCGCCUAUUGGCCAGCCUGCCUUAUGUCCUCGUGGCGUCCGGCGUCACCUUUUUCCUGCCUUCGGGUGCCAUCUGCUUCACCUACUGCAGGAUCUUGCUGGCUGCCCGCAAGCAGGCGGUGCAAGUGGCCUCGCUCACCACGGGCACGGCUACGGCUGGCCAGGCCUUGGAAACCUUGCAGGUGCCCAGGACACCACGCCCAGGGAUGGAGUCCGCUGAUAGUAGGCGUCUGACCACCAAGCAUAGCAGGAAGGCCUUGAAGGCCAGCCUGACCCUGGGCAUCCUGCUGAGCAUGUUCUUUGUCACCUGGCUGCCCUUCUUUGUGGCCAGCAUAGCUCAGGCCGUGUGUGACUGCAUCUCUCCAGGCCUCUUCGAUGUCCUCACAUGGCUGGGAUACUGUAACAGCACCAUGAACCCUAUCAUCUAUCCGCUCUUCAUGCGGGACUUCAAGAGGGCCCUGGGCAGGUUCGUGCCGUGUGUCCACUGUCCCCCGGAGCACCGGGCCAGCCCCGCCUCCCCUUCCAUGUGGACCUCUCACAGUGGUGCCAGGCCAGGCCUCAGCCUGCAGCAGGUGCUGCCCCUGCCUCUGCCACCCAACUCAGAUUCAGACUCAGCUUCAGGGGGCACCUCGGGCCUGCAGCUCACAGCCCAGCUUCUGCUGCCCGGAGAGGCAACCCGGGACCCCCCGCCACCCACCAGGGCCCCUACUGUGGUCAACUUCUUCGUCACAGACUCUGUGGAGCCUGAGAUACGGCAGCAUCCACUCGGUUCCCCCAUGAACUGACCAGGUCAAGAGCUGGCCAGCGGAGGCCACAUCCUCAGAGGUCUCAGCCCAUUCUCCCUAAGAGUGGGAGGUGGUAGGUCUCCCGAGAGCAUGCCGAGUGUCCUGAGGGAUCCUCAGCUAGCCCCCAUCUUCUACUGCAGGCUCCUUGACAUGAGAGAUAAUCUGAAACAUUGUAGGGUAUUCCAGUACAAUGUUGCUUGUGGUUUGUGUAGUGUGGCUGGUGGGGUGGGGACAGUGUCUCAGAGCUGUGUCAUUUGGUUCAGGUCAGCAGGAAAGCAAUCAGUCCUCAGCCCUUUUUGUUAUGAUAAGUGGGAAGAACGUAUUCAUCUAGACACCCCAGUUCCUGACUGGCCCAAUCUUGUUAUCCAAAGUGCCAUCUCUGGGUUAUUGGGGUUCCUGUAGGCUCUGGUGAACUUAUUCAAAGUGCCCACCCCUCUGGAGAUGGGCUCAAUCAACAUUGUAUGUUCAUGAGCUUUGCCAAGUCUGCCUUUGCUGAACUUUCAGAUCUGCCAGCCCCUAGGAGGGGGUGCCAACUUGAAGAAGCAGCUUAGGCUGGAGGCCGGGCAGCCAGAAAUAUGACCUUUUCCUCAACUGUAUGCUGCAUUUCUUGGGCUUGGCACAGGUCUCAAGGUAGAGUAGGAGUGAUACCACCUAUAAGACAAUGUGAAUGGUGUGCCCAGAACCUGUGAGGGGUCAGUGGGUGGUAAAUCCUAUUGCUUUAACUCUUGGUUAGUCGGAUUCUGGCUCUGGUAGAAGGCUAGCAAGUGUCCCUCCCUCCUUCUUCCAGCCUUCUCUCCUUCCCUCCCUCCUCCCUCCCUCCCA